Messenger RNA from Aethina tumida (small hive beetle), 1092 nucleotides. RefSeq names its product proteasome subunit alpha type-1-like. The coding region runs from base 64 to 900 and encodes 278 amino acids. Lineage: Eukaryota; Metazoa; Arthropoda; Insecta; Coleoptera; Nitidulidae. Gene Ontology annotation, biological process: ubiquitin-dependent protein catabolic process. The record is from RefSeq and is a predicted model, not a curated record. Gene Ontology annotation, cellular component: proteasome core complex, alpha-subunit complex; nucleus; proteasome core complex. The transcript is spliced from 2 exons.
AAGUGCCCUGACGCAGCAUUACAAGUUGUUUGUAGCCGGUUCAAAAUCAGUGAAUUUUAGAAAAUGUUCCGAAACCAAUACGAUAGCGACGUUACGGUGUGGAGCCCUCAGGGCCGCCUCCACCAAGUGGAAUACGCCAUGGAAGCGGUAAACUUGGGUUCAGCGACAGUUGGUUUAAAAAGUAAAACUCAUGCUGUUCUGAUUGCUUUGAAACGGGCAUCCUCUGAGCUGUCCGCUUACCAGAAAAAGAUUUACAACAUCGACGAUCACAUCGGUAUUACGAUUUCUGGUUUAACCGCAGAUGCGAGAAUAUUAAGUAGGUACAUGAGGACAGAGUGCUUGAAUUACAAAUAUUCCCAUGAUACUUACUUGCCACUGAACAGACUGAUUAGUCAACUGGGUAACAAAAUGCAAGUUUGCACUCAGAGGUAUGAUAGGAGGCCUUAUGGUGUGGGACUUUUGGUAGCUGGAUAUGAUGACAAAGGCACACACAUUUACCAAACUUGCCCAUCAGCCAACUACUAUGACUGCAAAGCCAUGUCAAUUGGAGCAAGAUCACAAAGUGCUAGAACUUAUCUAGAAAAGAAAUUAGAUGAACUACCAAAUGCUAGUUUAGACGAAUUGAUCAAGCAUGGUUUAAGGGCAUUAAGAGACACUUUGCCACCAGAAAUUGACCUCAACACCAAAAACGUUUCAAUUGGUUUUGUUGGAGAAGGCCAGCCAUUCAAAAUUUUGGAUGAGGAAUCUGCCCCAUAUCUAGCAAUGAUUCAAGGUGAAGAAAGAAGAGGUGGCAGUGGUGGUAGUGGACCAGCUGAACCGGCACCACUCAGGGAUGAUGCGGGGGACCAAGAUCCUACACAGAGAGAUCCAACACCAGCAGUAGCGAUGGAGACGGAAUAAACGCGAGCGAUUCCGGGACUGUUUCAAAGCUAUUGUUUGUUGUUACUAAUGUAACCUGCCUUUGGACUUUUUUACAUACUUAUGGGGUAAUGCCGUGGCUGCCUUUUUAAUCGAGGCAGCCACGGCGAAGUAUUCUUAAGGUUUUGUCAAUCCAAUUUAUGUCGUUACUUUAAUAAAUAUUUGCUUAUAUAA